Messenger RNA from Pangasianodon hypophthalmus (striped catfish), 1165 nucleotides. It is a transcript of the gene inka1b, whose product is annotated as inka box actin regulator 1b. Gene Ontology annotation, cellular component: nucleus. Lineage: Eukaryota; Metazoa; Chordata; Actinopteri; Siluriformes; Pangasiidae. The record is from RefSeq and is a predicted model, not a curated record. Gene Ontology annotation, molecular function: protein kinase binding; protein serine/threonine kinase inhibitor activity. The transcript has 3 exons. The coding region runs from base 158 to 1048 and encodes 296 amino acids.
CUGGGCUCAAAUCUGCUCUCUCUCAGCUUUGUGGAGCAAACAGGAGCUGAAGGCUGGAGCAGCACUGUGUGCUCCUCUAAAGCUCACCUUUAUAGAACUUUGGGAACUGCGAGAUAUCUGAAAUUAAAAAGGAUAUAACACACAAAACAGAAACAAAAUGUUGUGUGUGAGGAAUUCGGGGGACUGCUUCAGGGACCAGAUGCGGUACAUGAUACGCUCGAUGCAAGACCUGAAGCAGCUGCGGGAGCCCAGUGAACCCAAAAAGUGCUCUUACGCAGUGACGCGAGCUUGCCAUCGGAGAGCGCUACAGCGGGAACACCUGGCCCGUCUGCGGAUCUCCCAGUCCAGUGAUGGCAGCACCUACGACUCGGCUUGCUGUCUGGCGAGUCCACUGGAGGAAGAACAGGACGAGGAAGAUGCAGUCGGCCAUCUGCCUCAAGGUUCUCCAGGUAGUGAGAAGAGUGUGGACUUCGAUUCGGGAUAUUCUGAGGGCUCUUGGCAGGAUGAGGGUGUGGUUCUGCGGCGCACAAGGAAUGUGCGUGUUUCGUCUUCUGCCUGUGUUCGCACUAACCGCAUUCGGCCCAAAUCGACCUCGGAUGCAUGCCUGGAACGCUGGACCUCAUUUGAAGCCAGUGAACCUGAGGACUGGACCACAUCCCUGUUGACAAGAGGCCGCAACAGGCAGCCUCUCGUGCUGGGAGACAACAGCUUUGCAGACCUCAUUAAAAACUGGAUGGACCUUCCUGAGUGUCCUGACGUGACCGAUUUAAAGCCCAACACAAGUAGCAAACUAGGCAAAGACUUUCUGAUUAACAUGAGGCGGAAACUAGCCAUCAUGUCCAAGGGAAUAGAAGGACGAGGAAAGUCUGCAGAGCCUUGCACAAAGCGGAUGUCAUGUCCUGUAGGCUUUCAGAUUCCAAAGCCCUUCUUUCACCAGUCACACACUGGGCUGCACCAGUUGGAAACAGACUUUUACCAGUUCAGCGCCCUCAUGAAGAGUGGGAGCAGACAGCCUAUUAUUUGCAAUGACAUUAUUGGCUAUAUCUAAGGCCUUGCCAUAAUGAAGGAUUCUAAGACUGGAUAAUAAUUUGCAUAAAUAUUUUUUAUAAAAGUACAUGUAAAUAAAAUGUAAAGUGAAAUAAAUGUUUCUGGAAAACACUACAAA